Molecule: messenger RNA, 2050 nt
Organism: Puntigrus tetrazona (Sumatra barb)
Lineage: Eukaryota; Metazoa; Chordata; Actinopteri; Cypriniformes; Cyprinidae
Gene: casp8
Product: caspase 8, apoptosis-related cysteine peptidase
Exons: 10
Coding region: 139-1566 (475 amino acids)
Biological process (GO): proteolysis; negative regulation of extrinsic apoptotic signaling pathway via death domain receptors
Molecular function (GO): protein binding; cysteine-type endopeptidase activity
Source: RefSeq, a predicted model, not a curated record
CGAAAAGCUUGAAAGGCAGAAACUGAAAGUAAAGCAUAGGAAACGUAGUAGCGUUAGCAUGUCGUUCAGACUCUCUUGAUUUUGGUUCUACGACAGUUUACCAUUUUAUUUCAGUUGGAUGCUGUUAAUAUAAAGAAUAUGGACCCUGAGAAGUUUCACCGGAUUGACGAGAACCUGACAAGUAAUGAAGUGGCCCAGCUGAAGUUUCUGUGUGCGGACCUAAUUCCUAAAAGACGGAUGGAGACGGUGACCGAUGCCAAAGAACUGUUUCUACGAAUGGAAGAGCAAGCACUGCUCGAUGACAGGUUACUUGUCCCAGAGCUUCUGAUCACUAUUGGACGCCUUGACUUGCUUGGCAUUCUGGGAAUGUCCAAAGUUGAUGUGGAAAGAAAUCUGCUACAGCGUGACCCGUCUAGCAAAGGUGUCUCAGCCUACAGAAAAAUGCUAUUUAGCCUGUCUGAGGACAUGACAGAAGAAAACCUCCGCGCGGUGAAGUUUCUUGUGGAACUUCCAAAGGCAAAAUUAGCAGCGUCUGCUACAUUUCUAGAUAUUAUGAUUGAGAUGGAAAAACUACAGAAGCUUGGGGAAGACAACCUGGGUGAGCUUUAUGACAUUCUAGAAAAAUGUGACAAACAGCUGGCCUGCAGGGUAGAUGACUACAGGCCCCGGGACCAAGGAGGCAGGCUUCCUCUAUCGGAAGUAUCUGGUAACUUUGAAGUUUCAUUUCCUGAUGAAAGAAUGCCAAUAUAUGAAAUGGAGGCAAAAAAUGAAUGGAGGAGAACCUCACUUGUUACAGAUUCAGACACUGAAGCCAGAACUGGGGAUUAUUAUAUUCUUAAUCAGCGACCUCUUGGAUACUGUUUAAUCAUCAAUAACUACAACUUUAAAGGGUCCACAUUGUCCAACCGGCCAGGAACCGAUAAGGACAAAGAGGACCUUAGCAGAGUGUUUGGCAGAAUGCACUUUAAAGUUGAGGUUCAGAACGAUCUGACGGCUUCAGAUAUGAAGGAUGUGAUAAGGCACUUUGCAAACAGGGAUCAUACUCGGAUGGGUGCUUUUGUCUGCUGUGUCCUCUCACACGGAUUGAAGGGCACAGUGUUGGGUGUAGAUGGAAAAGAGGUUGAAAUCAGUGAACUCACAGUGCCUAUUGCUGAAUGCCGUACACUAGCAUCCAAGCCCAAGCUUUUCUUUAUUCAAGCCUGCCAAGGAAAAGAGGGUCAGAAUGGUGUAAUCGCAGCAGAUGCACCAGGAAACGCUACAGUAGAAGACCCAUAUGAAGAAGAUGCGUUUAAUCCUGCAGCCCGCUAUGUUCCUGUAAAAGCUGAUAUGCUCAUUGGAAUGGCCACAGUAGAGCAUUACCAGUCUUUCCGCCACAUUACAGAUGGGUCUAUCUACAUCCAGGAGCUCUGUAAACAGCUGGAGAAAUGCUGCCCCAGAAAAGAGGAUAUCUUGUCCAUCCUGACAAAAGUAAACCAUUACGUGAGUUUGAAAAUCUUGAGGGGUCACAAGCAGAUGCCUGAGCCUCGGUAUACCCUCACCAAGAAGCUGGUACUGCCCAUGGACUGACUUCUGUGUGAUUGGAUUCAUGCUGGAGAAGUUUCCGUUAUUCCAUCACUCAGACUCGAUUAAUCCUUCUGGGAGAAUCGAUGCACUUUGGUACUGUAGGCUCGAAGUGAUCUGGUCUCCCAGUGAGUCUGAUCUUAGUUAUUAAAUAAGAUUUUGAGUUGACGUUUACUGCACUGAGUUAUGGUUGUGUGAUCUUCUUUAGACAAUUCAAUUUAUAAGGAAUAAAACAUUUAUAUUUGAUACUGGGAACAAAUAUUUUUAAACUUGUGUUAAAAAACGCAUGAUGAUUUUGAAAAGGUACCAGCAGUCUAAAUGAUUUCGAUUUAAAGGCUGUUUGUAAAUGCAUAUUGUUGGCAAUAUUGUCUUCCUUGGAAAUCUGAAUGAGCUUAAGUUUUUAAGUUUGAAGUUUAAAGACUUGGAACUUACAAGAAAUCACUGGUGUCUAGAAAAGAGCUACAUUAAAUAUUAAACAUUGUUAACAUUG